Dama dama (fallow deer) is the source of this 2127-nucleotide messenger RNA. It is a transcript of the gene SLC37A4, whose product is annotated as solute carrier family 37 member 4. Gene Ontology annotation, biological process: phosphate ion transmembrane transport; glucose-6-phosphate transport. The coding region runs from base 306 to 1595 and encodes 429 amino acids. Gene Ontology annotation, molecular function: glucose 6-phosphate:phosphate antiporter activity. The record is from RefSeq and is a predicted model, not a curated record. Gene Ontology annotation, cellular component: endoplasmic reticulum membrane. The transcript has 9 exons. NCBI's taxonomy places the organism in Eukaryota, Metazoa, Chordata, Mammalia, Artiodactyla, Cervidae.
GGGCGUCUCCUGAGGGCGGGACUGGAGCGCGAGUCUCAGGUGCUGCGCUCUUUUGUCCGAGGCCCAACUUUCUACUCCACCCAGAGCUGUUUCUGCGGCUGCCGGUUCAGGGGACACCGGGUUCCCUAGGAGCCGCCCCAGGCUUAAUGAUUGUCCAGAAGGAGGCUAUAAAGGGAGCCUGGGAGGCUGGGUGGAGGAGGGAGCAGAAAAAGCCUAACUCAGCAGACCUGGCACUGAGAGCCCGCCAGCCCCAGCUGUGGUCAGAGACUUUGUGUCCCAGCCAGUAGGGCCUGCUCCCUGCCACCAUGGCAGCCCGAGGCUAUGGCUAUUACCGAACCGUGAUCUUCUCGGCCAUGUUUGGAGGCUACAGCCUGUACUACUUCAACCGCAAGACCUUCUCCUUUGUCAUGCCGUCGUUGGUGGAGGAGAUCCCUCUGGACAAAGAUGACUUGGGGCUCAUCACCAGCAGCCAGUCCGCUGCCUACGCCAUCAGCAAGUUUGUGAGCGGGGUGCUGUCUGACCAGAUGAGUGCUCGCUGGCUAUUCUCUUCUGGGCUUCUCCUGGUUGGCCUGGUCAAUGUAGCCUUUUCCUGGAGCUCCGCGGUGCCUGUCUUUGCUGCUCUCUGGUUCCUCAAUGGCCUGGCACAGGGGCUGGGCUGGCCCCCAUGUGGCAAGGUCCUGCGGAAGUGGUUUGAGCCAUCUCAGUUUGGCACUUGGUGGGCCAUCCUGUCAACCAGCAUGAACCUGGCUGGAGGGCUGGGCCCCAUCCUGGCAACCAUCCUCGCCCAGAGUUACAGCUGGCGCACCACGCUGGCCCUGUCUGGGGCACUGUGUGUAGCUGUCUCCUUCCUCUGUCUCCUGCUCAUCCACAAUGAACCUGCUGAUGUUGGACUCCAAAACCUGGACCCCACCCCCUCCAAGGGCAAGAAGGGCUCCUCGAAGGAGGAGAGCACCUUACAGGAGCUGCUGCUGACUCCUUACCUGUGGGUGCUCUCCACUGGCUACCUUGUGGUGUUUGGAGUAAAGACGUGCUGUACUGACUGGGGCCAGUUCUUCCUCAUCCAGGAGAGAGGACAGUCUGCCCUCGUGGGUAGCUCCUACAUGAGUGCCCUGGAGGUUGGGGGCCUUGUAGGCAGCAUCGCAGCUGGCUACCUGUCAGACCGGGCCAUGGCCAAGGCAGGGCUGUCCAUCUACGGGAAUCCCCGCCAUGGCCUGCUGCUGUUCAUGAUGGCUGGCAUGACGGCAUCCAUGUACCUCUUCCGGGUCACUGUGACCAGUGACUCCCCCAAGCUCUGGAUCCUGGUGUUGGGAGCUGUGUUUGGUUUCUCCUCUUAUGGUCCCAUCGCCUUGUUUGGAGUUAUAGCCAAUGAGUGUGCCCCUCCGAACUUGUGUGGCACCUCCCAUGCCAUUGUGGGACUCAUGGCCAAUGUGGGCGGCUUUCUGGCUGGGUUGCCCUUCAGCACGAUUGCCAAACAUUACAGUUGGAGCACAGCCUUCUGGGUGGCUGAGGUGAUCUGUGCGGCCAGCACAGGUGCCUUCUUCCUUCUACGAAACAUCCGCACCAAGAUGGGCCGAGUGCCCAAGAAGGCUGAGUGAGGACAGUGCAGGCUCCAGAGCAUCCUGUCCUACUUGUGGCCUUUCCCCUCCGUGGGGGUAGGGAGGGAAAGAAGGGAGGGUGCCGUCUUCACUAGCACCUUUGACUUUCCCUUUCUGCUCCUUUUCCCUUAUCUACAUGGCACUGGAAGUUAUCAGUAGUUAAUGAGGUCCCAGCUCAUCUCAUCUCUAUUUAAAGGACAACCUUUGUUCUUGGACUCCAUUAGCUCCUAUUUCCUGCCUUCAAAUAGGAACCCCCUGCACUCAGGAAGUCUCCUAUACCCUUCUCCCUCUCCUGAGCCCCACCCUGUCUCCAUCUCACCCCAUCCUCACUUGAGGUGAGGCAUCUCCUGCCUGCAGCGGCUGGGCAGCCAUGGCCCGAGACUUCUUCCAGAAGACCUCAGCAAGGAGGCAACUGCUCCUGCCAAUACCUUGGAGUUCAGGGCCAAAAGGUCACUCUCACCAAUACAAGGGUACAAUAGGUGGGAGGGUAGAAAGAUUUGUUAUAGAGAAUUAAAACUAGAUUUGAUACUAA